Molecule: messenger RNA, 3485 nt
Organism: Alligator mississippiensis (American alligator)
Lineage: Eukaryota; Metazoa; Chordata; Crocodylia; Alligatoridae
Product: G-protein coupled receptor 183
Exons: 2
Coding region: 230-1288 (352 amino acids)
Biological process (GO): G protein-coupled receptor signaling pathway
Cellular component (GO): membrane
Molecular function (GO): oxysterol binding; G protein-coupled receptor activity
Source: RefSeq, a predicted model, not a curated record
GUCGGGGCGGUCAGUCCGCGCCCGCAGGCGCUGAGCUGGAACGAAAGGCCGGGGGAGGCUGCCAGCUACUCCGGCCGGGGGAUUCGCGGGGCUUUCUCGGCCUGCCCGGGGCCAGGCACGUGGGUGGUGGGCGCUGUGUGCCGGCCCGCCCCAAGCAGGAGGAGCGGCUCCGCACGCUGCCCGCCGCCAGCUCACCCGCACGGCCGAGCCGGAGAAGCACGCACACGGAAUGGCUGCUGCUGCCUUGCUGCUUGCCAACCUCACCAACAGCAGUGACAGCGGCUGCAACGUGCAUCACCACCGCUACACAGCAAAGGUGAUUUUUUCAUGCUUUUACAUAAUCCUGCUGGUCUUUGGCUCCUGUGGGAACAUCCUUGCCCUUUGUGUCACCUUUCAGCGAGGGAAGAAGAAAAUCAACUCUACUGACCUCUACCUGAUCAACCUGGCUCUGUCCGAUGCCCUCUUCACACUUGCACUGCCAGGAAGGAUUGCCUACUAUCUCCUGGAAUUCAAUUGGCCCUUUGGGGACUUGUUUUGCCGGGUGACAGCUUUCAUCUUCUACAUGAACACCUACGUGGGCAUCUACUUCAUGACCUGCGUGAGUGUGGACCGCUACAUUGCAGUGGUCCGUAGCCGGUGCCUGGGCAAGUUCAGAAGGGUCAGCCGUGUAAAAUAUAUCUGUGGGGUGGUUUGGUUGCUAGUAUUCCUCCAGACAAUGCCACUGCUCAUGCGGCCCAUGACAAAGGUGAUGGGAGACAAGCUGACCUGCAUGGAGUACUUCAACUUUGAAGAGAUUCCCAAACUCCCCAUCAUCCUCCUGGGAGCUUGCAUGGUGGGGUUCCUCUUACCUGUCGGAAUUAUAUUGGUUUGCUACGUGCGGAUCAACCUCAAAUUGUGCAGAGCAGCCAAAGAAAACCCUCUGACUGACAAGAAUGGGCACCACCGAAAGGCUGUCACAGUUAUCGUGGUGGUGCUCCUCGCUGUAGUGAUGUGUUUUAGCCCUUAUCAUGUAAAUAUCAUUCAGUUCAUGAUCAGGAAGAUCUUGUACCAGCCAUCCUGCUUGGAGCAGAAAGCUUUCAAGAUGUCUUUACAAGUCACAGUGGCUAUGAUGAACAUGAACUGUUGCAUUGAUCCGAUCAUUUAUUUCUUUGCAUUUAGAGGCUAUAAGAGGAGGCUCCUCAGGAUCUUUAAAAACAGUGGCUCCACUCUCUCCUCUUCCACUGCCAAGACACCUUCAGAAAGCAACAGCAACAGCCACAACCAAGGAGCUUGCUCUUUGUCAGUUUAGCUAGCUCUUUGUCAGUUUGCCUUCAUCUGCUUAGAGCUUUAACUUAAAAUUACCCCUAACUGCACUGGUGUGACUCCAUGCAUAGUAGCAGAAGUUGGAACGCAAGUGCAGGCAAGAAGUUUGCAUUUUUACCAUUCUUCCUGUGCAGCGCAGCAUGACCCUGGAGUAAUAUCACUAGCAGCUUUUCUAUUCUUUUACUGGCUGCAGUGGUGGUGACCCAGGGGCAGUGCCAUGGUGGGAAGUUUUAAGAAAAAACAGGGAAUAGAUACAGCUUUAGGCCAAGAUAUAUAUUUCACUUAUUACAUAUUGUGGCUGUGUAUAACUAACUAUAUAUAGUCACAAGGUUUAAUGAUUCCUGAAACCAGUUCUAACACACUGACAGAUGUGUGUUGUAUGCUGAAGAUGCAGUGCUUCUGCUAGAUACAGGGCAUCACACAAAAUUCAGCAAAAAACAAAGGCACAGGAGGUACUCAAAACCCCUUGGAAAUGUCCUGUGCUUUGCAUAUAAUGCAGCUUUAUCUUCUGGACAUACUCAAUAUUUUGUUUGCUUCCUAAAUAAAGGGAGUUGCCAUGAGCUUUUAACCAUUCAGGAUUUAAUUUGGUGUACUUGAACCUAGCAAAGAGUUGGAAACUGUUUUUGACCACCUUAAACUCUCCAUUGGUAUUUGACAUGAAGCCAGCUUUCUCUGUUUCUUUCCUGUGACUGGAAUUAUACCAACAUAUACCGAGUGUCCACUGGUGACUAGGACUGGGUUAAAAGAGCAGCAGGAACAAAAGUCGGACCUCAGCUACCUAAGCUCAGCUUAUCUACAGUAAAUUUAAAAAAUGAAAGUGACUCAAAGUUUCUGAAAUUCUCCAGCAACCUGACAUUGUGUUGUGGGAAAAGUACAAAAGAGAACUGUGAAGUCCGUCACAACAGUUCCUGUAAUUAGUGAUUGUAGUCUAAUAACUGGCAAAGGUCUGAGACAGUAAAGAAGUUGGGGUAUGAGGAGAACUACAUGUUUUCAUUUUGCUAGUAAGCUUAAGAGUUUGCCCUUUAUUUUAGGGGAAAGUGCACAGUAGAUUUUCAAAUUAUGACUAUUUUAACUAAAUGUAAAGGCUUUUAGAAAGCAAUCUCUGCCCUUCUUCAAAUGGGUCAGGAGCAGUUGCAUUGCCUUAACUAUACCGGGUAGGACCAUAUGUAAGACUGAAAAACCUAGGUUUUAUAAACUAUUUAAGAUUACUCAUUUAUUAGAAAUAGGAGAUUUACCUACUAAUAGCUAACUUUCUGGAAAGCUAUUGUAAGCUCUGAAUGUUUUUGUAAGUCAAUGUCAUGACAGUUGUACAAACUACACAAAGUUUGAGAUGUUUAUAGGUCACAUGUGAUGGCACUAGUCAGGCAUAAUAAUUAGAAGUACAAUAUUAAUACACAUAAUGAAGAGAGAGAGAGAGUCCUUGCCCUGGACAGAGGUUGGGACUCUCUCAGCUUCUGAAGACUAGAUACUACUGUAUGUUGUUUGCAUUGCCCGUUUCUAACCUAACUUUGGAUGACUGAGGUCUGUGAAGCUUGUUGGUAGACUUUAUGACCAGUCUAUCAAGAAACUGGAAGGAGAACAUUACAAUCUUUACUAAACUUCAGUAAUUAAAAGAAUGCACAGAACCAGCUGCUUUUCCAGGCUGUACAUUAGAAGUAACACAUUCUGUAGAGGAAAUAAGUGAAAUAGCCAAGUGGUCUAAGGUGCCAGACUCAAGAGCAUGUUUUUCAAAGACAGACAAGGUUCUUUGGGUAAAUCCAAUAUCUUUUAUUAGACAAAUUCAGAUAGUUAGAAAUGUUUUUCAAAGGUGGUGAAUGGCCACUCUAGAUAUACCUUGUUCGUAUGCUCUUCCUCUAAAGCAUCCACUCCUGCCAUUGCUGGAGACAGGAUACUAGUCAAAAUGGACCAUUGGUCUGACCCAGAAUGGAAUUGCAUAUGUUCUUAAAUUAGUUUGGAAAUCCACUCAUGAAUUUGGACAGAGGAAAGAAUAUAAAAACAAUGUAGGCAUAUUUUUUCCUCACACUGGUAGGAGCUUGAGAUGAAUAAAUGUACUUUUAAAAAGUCUGUGAAACCUUUUCCAUGCUUUUCUUUGUGGACAAAAACAUGUUUUCCUAACAGAAACCUUACUAGGCUUUAUUCUGUAUUAAUUUUUUUUCUUCAAAUAAUAAAACAUGUCUUGUGAA